AUGUCGCCACCUGCUCAUCUUCUCAGUGUUAAUCAUCUUCAUCAUCAAACCAGCGACAACGAGAAGUUCACUAUCCGACGACGACGAUCACUAACACACCUGACGAACACACCUAACAACCCCACAGACUUUAUCAAAAGAGGAGGAAAUCAAAGAAAAAGAUAUAACCAUCACAACAAGAGCCACAAUUAUCAGCAGCAGUCGGUAUCGGAUCGGUGGAGGAGAGAAGGUGGAAGACGAGGAGACGCAGACACUCUUGCUCGACGACGAAUCAUCCGGUAA
Caenorhabditis remanei is the source of this 282-nucleotide messenger RNA. RefSeq lists its product as uncharacterized. NCBI's taxonomy places the organism in Eukaryota, Metazoa, Nematoda, Chromadorea, Rhabditida, Rhabditidae. The record is from RefSeq and is a predicted model, not a curated record. Bases 1 to 282 code for a protein of 93 amino acids. The transcript has a single exon.